UUUUUUCUUUUUUUUUUCAUUAAAUCUAAAAAUCGAAAUGAAUAUGAAUUUUAUUCAGAUCCAAGCAUUUGCUGGCUUUUGGACGGCAGCAAUUUUGAUGAUAUGCUUUCACAACAUGAUCAUUUCGAUAGCUUUAUAUAAAAUACGCAAAGUAUAUGCUUCAAGUAUUCUUAAAAUUAUUUUCAAUUUUGGUCAAAUCAUGCGUAGUUUCGGAACUCUUGGCCUUUAUAUGACUCCAAAAUUACCCACACUCAUUCAAUGCACUGCCUUUGUACACUUUUCAAUUACCGGGACUACCAUAACGAGAUUAUCAUUAGCAGCUUUCUUAUUAUGGCGGAUAAGGCAAAUAGAAAUGAGCGGAAAAGACUGGGAUAAAUGGAUAUGCAUUUUAUUAUUUUUAAUUAGAACCGCAUUUACGAUUCCAUACCUAAUUCUUCAAAAAUCAACUUUUGUAGAUAUUCCCGAAAGUGGAACGGUUAUUUGUGAUUACGAUACUUCCGCUAAUUCCCUUUACGGUAUUGGAGGAAUAAUUGUAGACUUUGUAAUUGAUAUAUAUGUGACUGCACGUUUAAUCUUUAUAUUAAAAAGAGCCAAUAAAAAUGUUUCUCAAUUAUCUUUAAAAAAAAACAAGAUAUCAUUAUUCUCAGCCGUUAUGUAUUGGAAUUUUUUACGAUUAAUAGUAUCUUUCAUCUUUCAUAUUUUGGCUAUUUUGGAUAUAUUUUUUAUUUUAGAAGAAGGAACAUCACUAAUUACAAGAGGCAUAGUAACCAUUUUGUUAUCUUAUUUAAUCACCAUUGAUGCUGAAAUUGUUCACGCUAUUGAGGGUACAGGUCGACAGUUUGGAUUAUCAUCGAAAUUCACUCAAAGUGAUCAUAAACUCUCUAAUUUAUCCUCUAAUGACCAAACCUAUAGCCAGAUUAUUGAUGAUGAUAGAAUAGUAGUUGUGUCAAUGAAAAGAUUGUCAUUCCUUGAAUGGGCAAGCACUACAAUAGUAGAUGAGGAUGAUGAGAAUUAUAAGAACGAUGAGAAAAAUGAUAAUGAUGAAAAUGAUGAGAAUGCAAAAGAUAAAAAUAAUGAUCGAAAAAUUAAUGACACAUCAACAGAAACUUCAAAUAUGGAAAUAAUCAUCCAUUAAUUUAUACUGUAUAAUACUGUAUUAUAAACUCUUUUGUAAAAUAUUGUCUAUAUUUUUAUUAUAUUUUUUAUAUUUAUUAAGUGUAACUGAUAUACAAAAUAAUAUUAAAAUCAAUUUAAUUUAAUUGAGUAGUAAAUUUUAUUUUGAAUAAGUCAAAAAGUUUGUUAAUGUCUCUCCACAUGUCUUCAUGAAACGCUUACAUGUCGUUACCGUUAUUAUUUUAAUUGGUGCUAUCGGUGCUGGAGUCGUAAACGAUCCAAUUUGAAAUACUUUUUUUAUAUUGAAAUUUUAUUCGUG
Molecule: messenger RNA, 1432 nt
Organism: Rhizophagus irregularis DAOM 181602=DAOM 197198
Lineage: Eukaryota; Fungi; Glomeromycota; Glomeromycetes; Glomerales; Glomeraceae
Source: RefSeq, a predicted model, not a curated record